Messenger RNA from Coregonus clupeaformis (lake whitefish), 915 nucleotides. Its product is annotated as proteasome subunit beta type-6. The transcript has 6 exons. The record is from RefSeq and is a predicted model, not a curated record. Gene Ontology annotation, molecular function: threonine-type endopeptidase activity. Bases 32 to 730 code for a protein of 232 amino acids. Lineage: Eukaryota; Metazoa; Chordata; Actinopteri; Salmoniformes; Salmonidae. Gene Ontology annotation, cellular component: proteasome core complex.
GAAGAAGAACAUUCUUUCGUCAACCGUCAAGAUGGCUGCUGCGUACAUGUCAGCGAACCGGUCCGAAAAUGCUUUUAGUACAGCUGAUUUGGUACCAGAGUGGGCACAAGAAGAAGUUAGCACUGGGACAACCAUUAUGGCAGUGGAGUUUGAUGGAGGGGUUGUGAUUGGCGCUGACUCCAGAACAACAACAGGUGCUUACAUUGCCAAUCGAGUUACUGACAAGUUGACUCCCAUUCACGACCGCAUCUUCUGCUGCCGCUCUGGGUCUGCAGCUGACACACAGGCCGUUGCUGAUAUAGUCACCUAUCAGCUGGGCUUUCACAGUAUUGAGCUGGAUGAGCCUCCACUUGUGCAAACAGCAGCCAACCUCUUCAAGCAAACAUGCUACAGAUACAGAGAGGAGCUGAUGGCUGGCAUCAUUGUGGCUGGCUGGGACAAAAGAAGGGGUGGACAGGUGUACACAGUCCCAAUGGGAGGUAUGAUAGUGAGGCAGCCAGUGUCAGUAGGUGGUUCUGGCAGCUCCUACAUCUAUGGCUUCAUGGAUUCUAACUACAAGCCUGGGAUGACCAAGGAAGAGUGUCUUCACUUCUGUACCCAGGCCCUGGCGCUGGCCAUGGAGCGGGACGGUUCUAGUGGAGGAGUGGCCCGUCUGGCAGCCAUCACAGAGGAGGGCCUGGAGAGACGGGUUGUUCUGGGAAACCAGCUGCCCAAAUUCUCCAAUGCCUAGACAAGGAGCAGAGGGAAGUUCCUUUGCUGUGCAGACAACACACCCCCUUUCAAGUCCAUCCACAUAAGCGCUAUACCUAGUCCUGUGCAGUCAUAGGACUUUGGAAAGCCAUGUGUUUGUGUCUCACAUUUAUUUUUGUUUUGCAAAUUAAAGAUUUGUCAUGCAAUAAAAAAUACUGAACCUUA